GUUUCGAUCUAUUAUUUCUUCACACAGAGAAGCAAGAGGAGGCUUUUGCCCUCCAAAAUGGUUCAAAGGCUCAUUUACAGGAUGCGGCAUAGCUAUGCCACCAAAUCCAACCAGACGAGGAUUGUCAAAACGCCUGGCGGGAGGCUUGUCUACCACACCUCUAAGAAGAGAGCUAGCGGGCCCAAGUGCCCUAUAACCAGAAAGAGGAUCCAAGGGAUCCCUCAUUUGAGACCUACCGAAUACAAGAGGUCUAGAUUAUCUAGAAGCCGGAGGACUAUGAACUGUGCAUAUGGUGGAGUUUUGUCUGCCGGUGUUGUGAGGAAGAAAAUCAUUCUGGGGUUUCUAGUGGAAGAACAAAAGAUUGUGAAGAAAGUAUUGAAGAUCUAGAAGGCGAAAAGCAAGCCACAAAAUCUUAGGUUCAGUUAAAUUUUGAAUUGUGACAGAUAACAUUGGCAAGUUUGUUUUGAAUUUCGAAGAUUGAGUAUUUUUAUCGAGGUGUUGUGACUCGAUUCUUGCCCUAAAAGAAAUGUUUGUUUAAGAUAUUUUUGUUUUUUUGGGAGACAUCUGUUAUUAAUUUAUUCUGAAAUUCUCUUUGAUAA
This is a messenger RNA of Telopea speciosissima, 599 nucleotides long. Its product is annotated as 60S ribosomal protein L34-like. Gene Ontology annotation, molecular function: structural constituent of ribosome. Bases 58 to 387 code for a protein of 109 amino acids. The transcript has a single exon. Gene Ontology annotation, cellular component: cytosolic large ribosomal subunit; ribosome. The record is from RefSeq and is a predicted model, not a curated record. Lineage: Eukaryota; Viridiplantae; Streptophyta; Magnoliopsida; Proteales; Proteaceae. Gene Ontology annotation, biological process: translation; ribosome biogenesis.